UGUGUGUGAACUCAAAACGUCAAAAAGCAAAGCAAACAUGUCUGCAUCGGUACAUGGAUGUGAAUUUAUCAGAGCCACACUUAAGUGCAAUAAAUCAUGUAAAAGGCCCAAAUAGCUGCACUUAAAUAACAGCUAAAUAAAACCCAGACGCUCCUCUCGGUGCUUAUUAUUUUAAAUUUCAUGUGAGUUUGGCAACGGCGAGAAACUUGGUGUCGUAGUACCCUGGACGUCCACUAUGGGGCGCUAACGGUCUCAUUUUUCCCCAUUCGGCAGGUGUCCGUGCUUUUACUUUGAAAGUCGCAACAGGAAGUGCGCGUUUCAUUGUUAGAGCGUGUUGACUGUGGUCCUGCUGCCGCUCAGCCUCCUCCCGUCGUCGCCAUGGUGCAGAUGAUGGAGUCGCAGUGCGAGUAUUUCAUGUAUUUCCCGGCGGUGCCGAUCACGGACCUGUCCGACCCGGCCCGGUACCGCACGCUGCCCCGCAGGAGCCACCUGUACCUGGGCGAGACCGUCCGCUUCCUGCUGGUGCUGCGCUGCAGGGAAGCCGGAGCGACGCCGACCGAGCACGGCCCGGCAGGGGGCGCUGAUGGCACCGCGGCAGGUUUUGGGACGGAAUCGGCCAGCAGCCGGGCGUGGAGGGAGCUGGCCGGAUCUCUGUGCGCCGUGGCGAGCGUGAGUCCGGGUGAGAGCAGUCGUCACCGGGGCAACCACCAUCAGCAUCACCACGACUACCAGAGCAGCGGGGACGAGGCCAACGAGGACGGCGAAGAGGACUACAUCGCGGCGGCCGAGGCCGCCAUCGCUGCGCUGGGCAGCAGGGUGGACUCCCGGUGCCGGAGCUUCAGGGACUGCAAACCUCUGCUCAUCCACAACUCCUCUGGGACGGCGUCGAGGGAGUUCCGCAGGGCGCCCGUCCAGUGAGCACCACCCUGACCGUCCUGCCGCCUCCAACCGUCCGCUGCAAGCAGAUGACUGUUUCUGGAAAACACCUCGCGGUCUUAAAAGUGCUGAAUGAGUCUUCUCAGGAGGAGGUGAGUGUUCGGGAUGUUCGGAUUUUACCGAACCUCAACGCCUCCUACCUUCCCGUGAUGCCCGACGGCUCCGUGCUGCUGGUGGACAACGUGUGUCAUCAGUCCGGUGAGGUCGGCAUGGCGUCCUUCUGCCGGGUGGACAGCCUGGCCUGCCGUCUUCCCAGCAUGCUCAGCGCUUUGGAGGAGCACGACUUCCUGUUCCAGCUGCACCUCAACGACAUGCCGCAGGACGACUCCAGUGAGGGGCUGGAGGUUCCUCUGGUCGCUGUGCUGCAGUGGUCAACUUCCAAGAUGCCUUUCACCAACUGCAUCUACACCCACUACAGGUUGCCCAGUAUCCGUCUGGACCGGCCGCGCUUCGUCAUGACGGCCAGCUGUCCGAGCGCCGUCAGGGUGAAGGAGCACUUCAAGGUCAAAUACGUUCUUCUCAACAACCUGCAGGACUUCCUGGCUGUGCGGCUCGUCUGGACUCCAGAGGGUCGAGGUCAGGGGGAAGACGCAGCGCUGUCUGCCGUGGUCUGUCACACCCCUCUCAGUAACCUGGGUCACUGCCGCAAAGGAAGCACUCUGUCGUUCAGCGUGGCCUUCCAGAUCCUCAAACCAGGACUGUACGAGCUGAGUCAGCACAUGAAGUUAAAGCUCCAGUUCACAGCGUCGGUGUCCAACCCUCCACCCGACGCCCGGCCCCUGUCACGUAAAAACAGCCCGUCCAGCCCGGCGGUUCGAGACCUCCUGGACCGACACCAGGCCAGUCUGGGGCGCUCUCAGUCCUUCUCCCACCAGCAGCCGUCUCGGUCCCACAUCAUGAGGACGGGCAGCGCCAUGGAGCGACGGGCCAUCACGCCUCCCGUUGGCUCUCCGGUCGGUCGGCCGCUCUACCUGCCGCCGCAGGACAAGUCGCUGCUGUCGCUGGACAAGAUCGCCAAGAGGGAGUGCAAAGUCCUGGUGGUGGAUCCUGUCAGCUAGGCAGCGAGAGGAGAGGCUUUUAUUUUGAUAGAGAAACGCUCACGAGAAGAGAUGACAAAGAAGCUGACUUCAUGUUACUGCAGGAAACACUCCUGUGUUUGAUCAGCUGACCAAUCAGAACAACGAGGAAGAAGUUCAUCCUUCAGCUGAAAUAUUUCAUGUUUUAUUGUAUUUAAAGACACGUUGGGUUUUCCAGCUCGUUUCCUGGAAGCGUUCUUUAAAGUUUUAUCUUAUAUUUAUCUUUAAAGCAUCGUCCAGAUGGAGCCACUGAAUCGUUUUAUGCUCCAGGUGUGUUUUACAGGAUGAAAGCUGCAAACACGCAGCUCAGCUCCACAAAGAGCUGAAGAACUGAGAAUUUAUUUUACAUUGUUUAGUAAAGUUUCCAGGAAAUGAGCUGGAAAGUGCCAAACCUGCAAAAUAAAGUGUUAGCUUUUUACUUCUGUGUUAUUUUCAGAGUAAAAGACAUUACAGGUUAAAAACGUAUUAACCUGAGGACAGUCACAGUUAACGUUUUCUUUCAGUGUUAUUUCCUCCAUCGCGUCACAAACGGUAACUUCAGCAGAAUGUUGCUAAUAAAAUGAAUGUAAUGGUC
Haplochromis burtoni (Burton's mouthbrooder) is the source of this 2586-nucleotide messenger RNA. It is a transcript of the gene map11, whose product is annotated as microtubule associated protein 11. The record is from RefSeq and is a predicted model, not a curated record. Gene Ontology annotation, biological process: cilium assembly. Gene Ontology annotation, cellular component: TRAPPII protein complex. Lineage: Eukaryota; Metazoa; Chordata; Actinopteri; Cichliformes; Cichlidae. Gene Ontology annotation, molecular function: alpha-tubulin binding.